This is a messenger RNA of Melanotaenia boesemani (Boeseman's rainbowfish), 4607 nucleotides long. Its product is annotated as M-phase phosphoprotein 9. NCBI's taxonomy places the organism in Eukaryota, Metazoa, Chordata, Actinopteri, Atheriniformes, Melanotaeniidae. The record is from RefSeq and is a predicted model, not a curated record. Gene Ontology annotation, cellular component: centriole.
GCAGCGAACACUGCAGUGCAGUAGCCAACCAGCAACCAGCUAGCCAGCUUGACUACUUAGAGAAAUAUGGAUGAAAUAUCAAGACAAGUCAACUGCUGUCAGACCGACCCCCUCCAUAUGGACCCAUAAACAUGUCCACAGAUGACAGUAUCUCUGAGGAUGUGUCCAGCUCGGGGGCUCUGAGUCAUUGCCAUGUCAGUCCAGACGGGGAUGUGGGUAAAGAGAGUGAAACUUCUUUGGUGUCCUCCGAGGGGACAUCAGCUUCGGGGCUGGCCGUCUCAGAGGAGAAGUACACGACCUCCCAAACAACAGGAGGCACCGUGGAGAGAAGGCCUUUGGACAUCACACCAGCAUGCAACAAGAUCAGGAGUCUCUGUCUGAGCACAGAUGAAGCAUUUGAUCAAGGAAAGAACCUCCCAUUUAUCAACCCAAGCUCCCUUGAGACCCUUAGGGCCCUGGUGCAGGAAAUCCAGAGCAGUGGAGAGACGGACCCUGAGAUCUGGAAGGAUUGUGAGGGUCGAUGGUUGCACCUGUUCCAGCUGGUUGAAAAGCAAUACCAAGAGCAAAUACUCGCUCAGCAGGAACAAUACCAGUGCCAAAUACAGUUGAUUCAGGAUGAAAUUAAGGCUUUGGUUCAACUCCAGAACCGCCAGGCCAGCGUCCAACCACACACUGAGUUCUCGCCAACUCUGUUGACCACAAGUACUACAGACACAAAGGACUAUAUAUUCCCUCUGAUCCCCAGUGGCUGCACAGCUCUCAAAAAUGUGCCAAGUGACAAUGACAGCCUGGCAGCACCCGUCCACACUCCUUUUAGCUCCCCUUCACCUCCACUUCCCAGAUCAGAGGCACACAACCAGGGGGAGGAGCGGGCGACCACAGUGCUCAGCAGUGGAUACGGCACCCUGUCUGCUUGGGAAACCGGCCUGGAGCUGGCUGAGUCUCCAGGGGGCGAUGUGGAGGAUGGUCAAGACAGAGAGAAGCAUCAGUGGAGCGGCAACCUCCAGGAAGUCACAGAGACGGCUGUGAUUGGCUGCCAGCAGGAGUUUUCCAGUCAGAAGGCUGUCGAAGUGAAUAAUCCUAAUCCGUUAGUGUACCAGCAGAAAACUCCUGGCACCAGCCAGCAGCUGACCUCCUGGGCCCAGAGGCAGAAGCUCAAGCCCAAGAAGAGCAAAGCAGGACAGGCUUCACCUCAGAUCCCUGAGGACCAGGGGCAUCUUCACAACCCCAGGACCACCAGACAAACCCCACAGGAGAGCACAGACUCCCUGGACCAGCAUCGAGCGGCCGGGCUGUCGUCCAUUGCUUUCCCCCUGAGGAGGAGUGACAGCCUGAUGUCUGAGGCAUCAGGCCUCACUUAUUGGCGUCUGAAUGAGUGUGAACUUUAUCACCCCCUACCGGACAGCUUUGACAGUGACGCUUACCUCCUCCUGCAAGAGGCAUCCAUGAGUCUUUCUCAGGAGCCUCGGCUGUCUCUCAGAGAGAUAUAUCAGAACAAGCAGAAAGAUUGUAAACAACCCGACUGGGAUUGUUCUGUAACUUCCAGCCCUUUGUUGCCACAGGUGUUGACCUUGGACCCAGCAGCCAACACACGGCAGUCAGAUCGCACCUCUGGUUUCACUUCCCCCUCUCACUUUAGCAGCCCCUCGUUCGCCGCUCAGCCCCUCCUCUACCCCAGAGUCAGGACCCCCGUUACCCCCGACAGCAUGGUGGAGUGCAGCCCCAACCCUGGAGAUACAGACUGCAUCUCUGAUUCCUCCAGUCUUUCUGCUGUCGGACCUUUUCCUACUAAGGUACAACGCUUGUGGGAAACUGUAUCCCAGUCAGGCCUGUUUACCUCCCAGGACAAGAACCAGCCCUCUCACACAGCCAGUCGAGCCGGUGCCCCCUUAGCCAGCGAAGAGGAGGGAAGUAACACCCACACCAGCACCCUGAAGCAUCGUUCGGCCUCUGGUGCUUCUCAGCAAGCGGCAGUCGGUCCACACGUGGAGAAAACGUCAUCACUAGAGGAUCCUGUCGUCCUUUCACUGUUGAGGCAGAACCUGAGAGAGAAGCACUCUCGACAUGUUGCUGAUCUGAAAGCAUAUUACGAGUCUGAGAUCCAAAUCCUGCGAGAGAAACUCAAACUCAGAGACCUGCCCGAAGAUUUAGAGAAAAGCAAUCAAACGCUAACAGAAAGGUGUAAACAUCUAGAAAAAGCUCUCGCUGAUGCCACGAGUCGCAUUCAAGAACUAGAGGCAACAAACAGCUCUCUGGAGAAAAAACUGGCAGAAUGGCCGGAGCGCUACGCCGUGGCGGGCGCCACUGUGAAGUCCUUGCAGCAGCGACUGGAAGAAAGCAAACACUCAGGCAAAGAGAAAGACGCCCUGGCAGCACGUUUGAAGACCCGCGUACGGCAGCUGGAGGAGGUGGCGCAGAAAGCCUGCACAGAGGCAGACGAGAGGGAGGCGAGGAGGGAGAGGGAGUACAAGAUGCUGCAGGAUCUGCUCGGAGAAUACGACUCUCUGAUGAAGGAGCAUGAAGCUGUGAAGAACAACCUGGUGUCGGCAGAGAACAAGCUUUUUGAUGCCAACGAUCACAUAUCUGAGUUGAAGAGAGUCGUCUCCAAGCUGGAGUCUCAGGUGAAGCAGCUGGAGCAUGAGAACCAGGCCAGGGCCCGUUACGCUUCCCACAGCAACACACAGCCCUCGGGUGCCGGCCUUUUCCACCAUCCGGACCUGCUGCUUUCACCCAGCAAAAGCAGAGCAGAGCCUGACGUCACCCGGAGGAAGUCGCCUUGUUCUCUGUCUGACCAGCUGAACGGCUGCAGGAAACCACAGUUCUCUCAAACCAGCCAGUCAGGUGUCCACAAGCGCUCGGCUUAUUUGUUAAAAGAUCCGUCAUCAGGAGCUGGGAGCUCUGUGGAUGCUUCCUCAGCUGGUGGGAGCUGGAGGUGUCCGUCUCCUCCGGAGUGCGAACAGAUUCUGCUUCAGACCAAACACCUGGAGCAGACUGCCAGCCAGCGGGAGGCUGGUCGAAGAGAGGGGACCGGCACCCUGACGCCCAUGAUGAGGGCUCUGAUAGAGCUGGAGGAGACCAAAGCCACGGAGGCCCGGGCCCCCUGGUGCAGCCAUCAGAGGACUACGGUGGGACUCGUAGAGCGAAGACACAAAGAGCUGAUUCAGGAGCGAGCCGAGCUCCUCCAGGCGGAGAAGGAGGCGACCAAAUCGGGAGGCGUCGCUGCCAGAGCCGAGCGAGGAGGUCUGAAAAGUCAUGGCGAGGCAGAGAAAACUGCAGCUCUGCUGAAAGUUCAGAGGAGUCUGUCUCCAGAAGGCCACAGAUCCUCCUCACUGCCUCCUCCAGCACACAGAAACAUUCCCUCUGCUACACCCACUAAGAGAGAAACGUUACUCAUGCCCAUGUCUGCCAAGUCCAGCCCUAAACGCUGCCCCACGGAGAACUACUCCACCGCUUUUGGUCACCUGAUGCCGAGAGAAGAACACCUGCUGCAAAGGGUCGAUGGACUAGUGGAGAACAGACGUCACUCGUUCCACAGCAGCAGUCCCAGGAAGAGACUCCAGUUCACGUCAGCAGACAGAGAUGAUCUUCCAGAGCCUGAAUCCUCUGGCAGCAUGAAACCACUGGACAGUAACUCCCAGCUGGGCUGGGACAAGCAGCAGUGUGCUGGACCUGAUCUGCAGGACUCCUGCGAGGACUCGGCUCUUCUGGUCCUGGACAGAUCCCUGUCCUUGUCCGAGGCAGAGAGGCUGUUUGAUGAGCUGACGCAGGAGAAACUGCAGAUUGAAGCAGCUUUGAGUCGGAUGCCUGGAGCAGGUGGCAGAGUGACUCUGCAGACCCGCUUGGACGAGGUGGCCUUGGAGAACCGUCUGGAGAGGCUGAACCGGGAUCUGGGAUCCAUCCGGAUGACCUUGAAGAGAUUCCACGUCCUCCGUUCUUCUGCCAACAUAUAGCAACGUCUGUCCUCUUCCACCAGCUGCAGCUCGGUGUCCUGCAGCCUUUAUCUGUGCCAUGAGCUCCCCUGUACAGACCCCAUCACAUCUUUUUAUACGCAGUACUUAUUACUCUGGGAUAUUUUUUUAUGUCGGAAAAUUAUUGCAAUUUUUGAAGUAUAUUUUUUAGUAAAGCACAGAUUUGUAAAGUCCGUUUACUUUUUUAGCCACUGGAAUUGUAAACGUGUUUUAUCUGCCUGAAGGUUUUUAAUCUGCUCAUCGUUCAGAAUCUCACUGCCAUUUUUUAUUUCUUCAUGGAGAUUUUUAUGGUUUUCUCCAUUUGACAUGAUAGACGUAUUUAUUUUUAUUCCAUGUGUCAAAUUGAAUUUUUUCUUUAUAUUUUAUCAGUUUUGGAUCAAACUUCCUGAGCUUGAAGGAAAUCUUUACUUGAAUCAAAUUGCCUUUUUCCUUUGUUUACUUUCCAUUCCUACUUGUGGUUUAUUUAGCUUUAUGAUGCAGAACCGGACCACCCUGAUCAGAACCAAACCGCACACACACAAUUUCACUUCUCCUUCAGUGAGGAUGCCUGUGCAUGAAGCUUCUGCCACCGCUUCCUUUUGUCCACGAUGACGUGACUUCACUGGACCUGUAACGUCAGCACAAUAAAUGAACCUUUUU